CGAAGCCCCCGAGCCCCCCAAGAAGCGCGUGCUGAACCCCGACAAUGAGAUAUUCUACCUGCAGGUGGGUACAGUGCCUGGAAAGCCUUUAUUUGGGGGGGUCGGGGGGGGUCUUAUGGGAUUUUUGGGGGGUCCUUAUGGGGCAUUUUGGGGUCCUGGAAGGUUUGAAGGGCGUUCCUGAGGGAGUAUUUGGGGUAUUUUGGGGUCUUAUGGGAUUUUUGGGGGGUCCUAUGGGGCAUUUUGGGGUCCUGGAGGGUUUUUAAGGGCGUUCCUGAGAGAGCGUUUGGGGUCUUAUGGGGUAUUUUGGGGUCCUGGGAGGUUUUUGGGGUGUCCUAUGGGGCAUUUUGGGGUCCUGGAAGGUUUGAAGGGCGUUCCUGAGGGAGCAUUUGGGGUCUUAUGGGGUCUUAUGGGAUUUUUGGGGGGUCCUAUGGGGCAUUUUGGGGUCCUGGAAGGUUUGAAGGGCGUUCCUGAGGGAGUGUUUGGGGUCUUAUGGGGUAUUUUGGGGUCUUAUGGGAUUUUUGGGGGGUCCUAUGGGGCAUUUUGGGGUCCUGGAGGGUUUUAAGGGCAUUCCUGAGGGAGUGUUUGGGGUCUUAUGGGGUAUUUUGGGGUCCUGGGAGGUUUUUAGGGGUGCCCUAUGGGGCAUUUUGGGGUCCUGGAAGGUUUGAAGGGCGUUCCUGAGGGAGUGUUUGGGGUCUUAUGGGGUCUUUUGGGGUCUUAUGGGGCAUUUUGGGGGUCCUAUGGGGCAUUUUGGGGUCCUGGAAGGUUUGAAGGGCGUUCCUGAGGGAGUAUUUGGGGUCUUAUGGGGUAUUUUGGGGUCUUAUGGGAUUUUUGGGGGGUCCUAUGGGGCAUUUUGGGGUCCUGGAGGGUUUGAAGGGCGUUCCUGAGGGAGUGUUUGGGGUCUUAUGGGGUAUUUUGGGGUCUUAUGGGAUUUUUGGGGGGUCCUUAUGGGGCAUUUUGGGGUCCUGGAAGGUUUGAAGGGCGUUCCUGAGGGAGUGUUUGGGGUCUUAUGGGGUAUUUUGGGGUCCUGGGAGGUUUUUGGGGUGUCCUAUGGGGCAUUUUGGGGUCCUGGAAGGUUUGAAGAGCGUUCCUGAGGGAGUGUUUGGGGUCUUAUAGGGUAUUUUGGGGUCCUGGAAGGUUUUUGGGGUGUCCUAUGGGGCAUUUUGGGGUCCUGGAAGGUUUGAAGGGCGUUCCUGAGGGAGUAUUUGGGGUAUUUUGGGGUCUUAUGGGAUUUUUGGGAGGUCCUUAUGGGGCAUUUUGGGGUCCUGGAAGGUUUGAAGGGCGUUCCUGAGGGAGUGUUUGGGGUCUUAUGGGGUAUUUUGGGGUCCUGGGAGGGUUUUAGGGUGUCCUAUGGGGCAUUUUGGGGUCCUGGAGGGUUUGAAGGGCGUUCCUGAGGGAGUGUUUGGGGUCUUAUGGAGUAUUUUGGGGUCCUGGGAGGGUUUUGGGGUGUCCUAUGGGGCAUUUUGGGGUCCUGGAGGGUUUUAAGGGCGUUUCUGAGGAGUGUUUGGGGUCUUAUGGGGUAUUUUGGGGUCUUAUGGGAUUUUUGGGGGGUCCUUAUGGGGCAUUUUGGGGUCCUGGAGGGUUUGAAGGGCGUUCCUGAGGGAGUAUUUGGGGUAUUUUGGGGUCUUAUGGGAUUUUUGGGGGGUCCUAUGGGGCAUUUUGGGGUCCUGGAGGGUUUUUAAGGGCGUUCCUGAGGGAAUGUUUGGGGUCUUAUGGGGUAUUUUGGGGUCUUAUGGGAUUUUUGGGGGGUCCUUCUGGGGCAUUUUGGGGUCCUGGGAGGUUUGAAGGGCGUUCCUGAGGGAGUGUUUGGGGUCUUAUGGGGUAUUUUGGGGUCCUGGGAGGUUUUUAGGGGUGCCCUAUGGGGCAUUUUGGGGUCCUGGAAGGAUUGAAGGGCGUUCCUGAGGGAGUAUUUGGGGUAUUUUGGGGUCUUAUGGGAUUUUUGGGGGGUCCUAUGGGGCAUUUUGGGGUCCUGGAGGGUUUGAAGGGCAUUCCUGAGGGAGUGUUUGGGGUCUUAUAGGGUAUUUUGGGGUCCUGGAAGGUUUUUGGGGUGUCCUAUGGGGCAUUUUGGGGUCCUGGAGGGUUUGAAGGGCGUUCCUGAGGGAGUAUUUGGGGUAUUUUGGGGUCUUAUGGGAUUUUUGGGGGUCCUUAUGGGGCAUUUUGGGGUCCUGGAAGGUUUGAAGGGCGUUCCUGAGGGAGUGUUUGGGGUCUUAUGGGGUAUUUUGGGGUCUUAUGGGAUUUUUGGGGGGUCCUUAUGGGCAUUUUGGGGUCCUGGAGGGUUUGAAGGGCGUUCCUGAGGGAGUGUUUGGGGUCUUUAUGGGGCAUUUUGGGGUCCUGGGAGGGUUUUGGGGGGUCCUAUGGGGCAUUUUGGGGUCCUGGAGGGUUUGAAGGGCGUUCCUGAGGGAGUGUUUGGGGUCUUAUGGGGUAUUUUGGGGUCUUAUGGGAUUUUUGGGGGGUCCUUAUGGGGCAUUUUGGGGUCCUGGAAGGUUUGAAGGGCGUUCCUGAGGGAGUGUUUGGGGUCUUAUGGGGUAUUUUGGGGUCUUAUUAGAUUUUUGGGGGGUCCUAUGGGGCAUUUUGGGGUCCUGGAGGGUUUUAAGGGCGUUCCUGAGAGAGCGUUAGGGGUCUUAUGGGGUCUUUUGGGGUCUUAUGGGAUUUUUGGGGGGUCCUUAUGGGGCAUUUUGGGGUCCUGGAAGGUUUUGAAGGGCGUUCCUGAGGGAGUGUUUGGGGUCUUAUGGGGUAUUUUGGGGUCUUAUGGGAUUUUUGGGGUACCCUAUGGGGCAUUUUGGGGUCCUGGAGGGUUUGAAGGGCGUUCCUGAGGGAGUAUUUGGGGUCUUAUGGGGUAUUUUGGGGUCCUGGGAGGUUUUUAGGGGUGCCCUAUGGGGCUUUUUGGGGUCCUGAAAGGUUUUUGGGGUGUCUUAUGGGGCAUUUUGGGGUCCUGGGAGGAUUUAGGGGUACUCUAUGGGGUAUUUUGGGGUCUUAUGGGAUUUUUGGGGUGACCUAUGGGGCAUUUUGGGGUCCUGGAAGGUUUUAGGGUUCCCUAUGGGGAAUUUUGGGGUCCUGGAGGGAUUUGGGGGUUCCUUAUGGGGCAUUUUGGGGUCCUGGAAGGAAUUUGGGGUUCCCUAUGAGGCAUUUUGGGGUCCUGGAAGGUUUUUUGGGGGUACCCUAUGGGGCAUUUUGGGGUCCUGGAAGGUUUUGGGGGUGCCCUAUGGAGCAUUUUGGGGUCCUGAAAGGUUUUUGGGGUGCCCUAUGGAGCAUUUUGGGGUCCUGGAAGGAAUUUGGGGUGCCCUAUGGGGUAUUUUGGGGUCCUGGAAGGUUUGUGGGGGUUCCCAUGGGACCAUUUGGGUCCUGGAAGGGGACCUUUUGGGUCCUGGAAGGUUUGUGGGGGUUCCCGUGGGACCCUUUGGGUCCUGGAAGGUUUGUGGGGGUUCCUAUGGGACCAUUUGGGUCCUGGAAGGGGACUGUUUGGGUCCUGGAAGGGGACCUUUUGGGUCCUGGAAGGUUUCUAUGGGUUCUCAUGGGUCCUUUUGGGUCCUGGAAGGUUUGUGGCGGUUCUCAUGGGACCUUUUGGGUCCUGGAAGGUUUAUGGGGGUCCUCAUGGGACCUUUUGGGUCCUUUCUGGGGGUUCUCAUGGGUCCUUUUGGGUCCUGGAAGGUUUCUGGGGGUUCCCAUGGGACCUUUUGGGUCCUGGAAGGGGACCUUUUGGGUUCUGGAAGGUUUGUGGGGGUUCCCGUGGGACCCUUUGGGUCCUGGAAGGUUUGUGGGGGUUCCUAUGGGACCAUUUGGGUCCUGGAAGGGGACCUUUUGGGUCCUGGAAGGUUUGUGGGGGUUCCCAUGGGACCUUUUGGGUCCUGGAAGGUUUAUGGGGGUCCUCAUGGGACCUUUUGGGUCCUUUCUGGGGGUUCUCAUGGGACCGUUUGGGUCCUGGAAGGUUUGUGGGGGUUCCUAUGGGACCAUUUGGGUCCUGGAAGGGGUCCGUUUGGGUCCUGGAAGGCUUCUGGGGGUUCCCGUGGGACCUUUUGGGUCCUGGAAGGUUUAUGGGGGUUCCCAUGGGACCCUUUGGGUCCUGGAAGGGGACCUUUUGGGUCCUGGAAGGUUUCUGGGGUUUUCCAUGGGACCUUUUGGGUCCUGGAAGGUUUCUAUGGGUUCUCAUGGGUCCUUUUGGGUCCUGGAAGGCUUCUGGGGGUUCCCAUGGGACCUUUUGGGUUCUGGAAGGGGACUGUUUGGGUCCUGGAAGGGGAACUUUUGGGUCCUGGAAGGUUUGUGGGGGUUCCCAUGGAAUCAUUUGGGUCCUUUUUGGGGGUUCCAAUGGGACCUUUUGGGUCCUGGAAGGUUUCUGGGGGUUCCCAUGGGAUCCUUUGGGUCCUGGAAGGGGACCUUUUGGGUCCUGGAAGGUUUGUGGGGGUUCCCAUGGGACCUUUUGGGUCCUGGAAGGUUUCUGGGGGUUCCCAUGGGACCAUUUGGGUCCUGGAAGGGGACUGUUUGGGUCCUGGAAGGGGACGUUUUGGGUCCUGGAAGGGGACUGUUUGGGUCCUGGAAGGGGAACUUUUGGGUCCUGGAAGGUUUGUGGGGGUUCCCAUGGGACCUUUUGGGUCCUGGAAGGUUUCUGGGGGUUCUCAUGGGACUGUUUGGGUCCUGGAAGGUUUAUGGGGGUUCCCAUGGGGCCCUUUGGGUCCUGCAAGGGGACUGUUUGGGUCCUGGAAGGGGAACUUUUGGGUCCUGGAAGGUUUGUGGGGGUUCCCAUGGGACCUUUUGGGUCCUGGAAGGUUUCUGGGGGUUCCCGUGGGACCAUUUGGGUCCUGGAAGGGGACUGUUUGGGCCCUGGAAGGGGACCUUCUGGGUCCUGGAAGGGGACCUUUUGGGUCCUGGAAGGUUUCUAUGGGUUCUCAUGGGUCCUUUUGGGUCCUGGAAGGUUUGUGGGGGUUCUCAUGGGACCUUUUGGGUCCUGGAAGGUUUCUAUGGGUUCUCAUGGGUCCUUUUGGGUCCUGGAAGGUUUGUGGGGGUUCCCGUGGGACCAUUUGGGUCCUGGAAGGUAUGUGGGGAUUCCCGUGGGACCUUUUGGGUCCUGGAAGGUUUGUGGGGGUUCUCAUGGAGCUCUUUGGGGUAACGGGUUGUAUUUCGGGGGGGUUCCCAUCCCGUCCCCCCCCC
Gallus gallus (chicken) is the source of this 5139-nucleotide messenger RNA. RefSeq lists its product as uncharacterized. The record is from RefSeq and is a predicted model, not a curated record. The transcript has 4 exons. Bases 3116 to 5098 code for a protein of 660 amino acids. NCBI's taxonomy places the organism in Eukaryota, Metazoa, Chordata, Aves, Galliformes, Phasianidae.